AUGGCAGUAGCAGGCUUCAUUUUGUGGGCUGGUUUUGCCCUAGCUAGUGGCAAUACCUACUGUGUUCAGUCGAUAUCGACGCCCAUGAUUUCCAUAGGAUUUAUUUUGCUAGUUGUUUCAAUUCUAGGCUUAAUCGGUUCUUGCUGUCGGAUUAACACUCUUCUUGCCGUUUACUUGGUCAUACUGUUUCUUGUUACUGUUUCACUUGUCGUUUUUACUGUAUUUGCUAUUGUCGUAGCCAGUAAAGGAAGUACAAGUAAAGAUGGCAAGCUUAGUCUUGAUAACUACUCCAACUGGCUUCAAAAGAAAGUGCAGAGCAAUAAAAACUGGUUCAAAAUCAAAGCUUGUUUGCAAGAAUCUGAAUUAUGCUUAGUCCUUUCCAAGAAGUCUAAUAUGACUGAAUAUCAACUCUUUCAUUCCAAAUUAUCUUCCAUUCAGGAUGGAUGUUGCAAUCCAUCGAAAGAGUGUGGAUUCACUUAUGUUCGUCCAACAAUGUGGAACACCAUAGAUGGGAAUUUUAGCAACCCAGAUUGCAAAAAAUGGAGCAAUAAUCCAAAAGAGCUAUGCUAUAAUUGCGAGUCAUGCAAGGUUGGAUUCCUCAAAGACACAAGGAUUAGCUGGUUAACCAUUGUAAAAAGCAAUGCUUUCUUCAUCACUUUCCUUUUUGUUCUCUUUGUUGCUGGCUUUAUUGCGUUUAAGAGGAAUUAA
Molecule: messenger RNA, 708 nt
Organism: Jatropha curcas
Lineage: Eukaryota; Viridiplantae; Streptophyta; Magnoliopsida; Malpighiales; Euphorbiaceae
Product: tetraspanin-8
Biological process (GO): auxin-activated signaling pathway
Cellular component (GO): membrane
Source: RefSeq, a predicted model, not a curated record